This is a messenger RNA of Setaria italica (foxtail millet), 3487 nucleotides long. RefSeq lists its product as uncharacterized. The record is from RefSeq and is a predicted model, not a curated record. NCBI's taxonomy places the organism in Eukaryota, Viridiplantae, Streptophyta, Magnoliopsida, Poales, Poaceae.
UGAAAUUGUCUUUAUUUAUUUCAUAUAGUACGAACUGCAGUAACCAAGCACUAAAAGUUUUGUGUCUCGUUUGAACAUUUAGGAUGAACAUUUAGGACAGCAGCAAACAGUGGUAUUUAUAAUGGUUAAUAACUCUGCCAAAAUAACAGCUAUACAGUACGGGUGUAUAUCCAGGUGUCAGAUUAACCAAUCAACAAUUUAGGCUUCAAUCUGCUUUUGGCGCACCAAGCCCUAGUUCUUCUGCAUUUGGUAAACUAAUGCACCCACAAGGAUCACCUGCUGAUCACACAUGAACACAGCCCUGAAUUGGAUCGGCAGCAAGCAGUCAAUUCAGGGUAUUACAUGGAAUCGCCAUUGCGCUUGGUUUGAGGGAAACAGAGAACAGAAUGCGAGUUCAGAUGUGUGGACUUAAUUAGAUUCUCUUGGCUAAACUUGUUAGUGGGGAUUGGGAUUUUCCAUGGGAUGGGUAAUGAAAUUUGAGAGUUCAACUAACUGACUCAAACCUGACUUGCAACGCAACCUGAUCAACAGAUCCAACCAAUACAAGGCCGACAUGUUCCUUUCUUUAAUUCUUUGUGCUUGCAGGCACAUUAACGGACUCAACUAUAUACAUACCAUAAAAGCAACAUCUUUACAAUACAAUGCCAAUUAUGUGAGUGGAAACUUUGUAGUGGCAUUUAUCUAAAUUGCAAUCUUUGCCGUGGCAUGUAUCUCGGUAUUUAAUAAACAAGGGGCCCGUGUUCCUUUGAUUCGGACCAUCCUGAAUGUUGUUGCCAUUUUAUUUACGUCAUCACAAACCUUAGAAUUCUCUUGUUAAUAAAACGGAUCGAUCUUAAUGGAUGGAUUUUCACUUGUAAUUAACUAAUAUAGGUAUAGGUAGAAAAGAACGCGGUAGGCCUUAUAAGACUAGGAAACUCUCUGCCUGGAAACAGCUGAUCAGGCGGGCCUUUAGCUAGGAAACAAACGAAUCGGACUUGGAAUCCCUCCCGUAAACUUUUCUAAUACGUAUCUGUCUGUAGUUAAAUAGCAAUCUAUUUCUAUACCGAUCCUUCCCGGGAAAUUUUACGCACCUAAUACCUUGUUGCAGUUUAAAAUAGCAAUCGGCCCUCGAGCCUCGUCUGUCGCGAACUUGUGAUCUCUGCCAUGUCGCUCGGCGGCGUCCUUCGGUUCCCGCGGCGAGGCCAAUCCUCCUGUUUCCACCAUUGGGAGUACCCGCCGGCGGUGGCGCCGCGCAGCACUGUGGAGGAUAUCAUCCUGCAGGCGGUCGACCUGCUCCCCGUGGAAGAGAUGCCCGUCCUCCUCAGGUGCGUUGUCGGCGGCGGCGGAUGCUUGGGCGUCCUGGACCCCGUCUCCAACGUUGUCCUCAACGCGGUCUCCUACCUGGACCGCCUCGAGCGUCCUCCCGCGGAGGAGCUGGCACGCCGCGCCCUCUUGUCCGGUUACGAGCAGCAGAGGGAGGAGAGGCUGAACCAGAUCCAGGAAAGCACCGACAUGGCAUCCUUCCGAAAGCAGUGGCUACAGUCCGCCUGCAUCGAGGCCAUGGAUGGGCUCACCGAAUUCAUGGAGAACUACUUCCGCUACCUCAGCAGGGCGCAGGCGGCGCGGUACCUGAGGUUGGCCGCCAUGGACCUCACUCUAGCCGUCCACCUCGUCCAUCACGAUCGCUUCGCCGCCCCGACGACCCAGCCUUGUGUCUUCUCCGACCUCAGCAACAACAGGAUGCUUGCCGCUCUCAAGCUCGCCGCGCUCGAGAUCAAGCUCUGGGCGCCCGUGGACGACCUCCUCCUGCUGGCCACUUCUCGGUACCCCCGCGACUUGCUCGAGGAGGCCACUGCGCCGCUGCUGCGGAGGCAAAAGCUCGGCGAGGUGACAUCAACAAGCUGCUGCGCCUGAUGCGGGCGGUCAAACGAGGAACUAGAUUUUUCCGGCACCGGUGGUGAUGCUAGUCCGCCUGUUGUGCACCUCACCGCCUUGCGGUGCCCCGAGGACAUGGCAUCCAGAUUGUCUUGCUGCUUGCAGUCCAUGUCUACGGUGCCCCGGCGCAGGCAGGGACCAGCGCCGACGAGCCAGCAGGGCGACUGCGAGUACAUCCGGUGCCUCAGGCUGUGCCUGGUCGACACCACGCACGUCUUGUACUUGGAGGCGCUUGCACGGCUGCCAACGGCCACCGCCCGUCGGCACAUCCGUGGCCUCAUGUUGGCCGGCCACUGCUACGGCCUCCUGGACCCCGUCUCCAACAUUAUCCUCAACUCCAUAUGGUACGACAUCACCUUCCCUCCACCUGCUGCUGCUGCUGCUGGAGGAGAGAUCCUUGACAAUCGCUGCUUGCUCCGUGUGGAGCGGCGCUCCCUGGAUGGCCUAGUCGCCUUGGUCGGCGCCGCAGCUCUCCUCUCCGAGCACGAAGCCAUCGAGUACCUUUGCUACGCGAGCUGUGACCUCUCCGACAACGACGUCCUGCAGACCGCUAUGCUCGAUGCACUGUCGUCGUCGUCGACUCAAGGCAACCUGCUGUUCGCCACAGCGGCGGAGGCCGCCAAGCACCCCCAACCCCUGGCUCUGGGGAAGUUCCUCGCGUCUAUUGCGCCGGAGCAGCUGGAUCGCUUGCGCUCCCUGCUGAAGCCCCGUACAACAACGGUGCUCUCCGGUACCAGCAUCGAGGAGAUCUACGAGCUGCUGCGUGGGUGGCAUCCCUUCUCCCCCGCGUCGUCGUUGGUCCCCGAGCUGAGCCCCGAGGCCUCGAGGACGCUGGCGUCCAAGAAGGAAGCCUUCAACGAGCUGCUGCGCUUCAUUCGCGGGGUGCUCGAUGAGUUGCUACACCGCUAUGCGGCAUCCCAUCCCAAGGAACCAAGGUACGAUUUGGGUGUCGUCUGCGGCUUGGCAGUGGCUGAUCGAUGCUCACUUGGCGCGCCCUGCUACCACGUCAACUUCCUGGCCGCAAGCGCGAUCCCCGACGACGACCACCAACACGGGGACCGCCGGCAAACGCUCUUCUUCGCGGAAUUCGGGCGGCUCGGCACACGCCUGGACUACUCCAUACGGGACCGCCGCCUGGACGAGUCGAAGCCGGCGUUCUGCCGCCCCGUGGCACUCUCUGCCCAUCACCUUGGCCGUUGCUCCCUCUGCGAGGGCAGAUCGAGCAGGAUCCUGCACCCGGCGACGGGGAGCUACCACACCAACGCCGGCAAAGAUGUCAAUGGCGCGACAAUACCGUUCCGGUACUGGAAUAACACCUUCGGCCCUGGUCUUGAAGUCUCGGUCGGCGGCGAGCAGCUCCAGUCGGAUUUCGUUUACUUCGAUCAAAGGGCAUCAGCUUUCAAUCAAUAUUCAGACUCGUAACAAAUGCUCUGGUGUCAGCUGCUUUCAGUAUUCACACUUCAAGAGCAGAAACUGAGAAAACUCUUCUUGAGAAAACAUGAGAAAACUGUCUGAAUUGAGAAAACUGUCUGAAACAUGCUCGUAUUACAAUCAAUCAAACUGAACAGAGCUA